CACUCUCUUACUAAAGACUAGUGAACCAAGGGAGUCUGCACUACUGAGGACAGGAGAGAAGAGAAGCUGAAGACUGAACAGACCUACAGGAGAUAUGGGGAACUUACUGAGAGCAACAGAGAAGACAAGAAAGCAUUCAGUGAUGUUGCAGAUCUCAUUGCUUUGAAGAGGAUCAUAAGAAGGUAACCAUGGACCCCGUAUCUCUUCCAAUCACUUCUCCUAUAGAGCCUUGGGUGAGGGACCCCAAUAUAACCAUAUGCAAGAAUGUGACUUGUAAUGAAACAUUGGUGGAGGAACCAAUGUCGAGGAUAAGCUCUGUCCUCAUCCCUUUUAUUUAUUUGCUGGUCUGUGCCAUUGGACUCAGUGGGAAUACUCUAGUCAUCUAUGUUGUCCUCCGUUAUGCCAAGAUGAAGACAGUUACCAACAUCUACAUUUUGAACCUGGCAGUGGCAGAUGUUCUUUUUAUGUUAGGACUACCCUUCCUUGCCACCCAAAAUGCCAUCUCCUAUUGGCCCUUUGGAACUUUUCUCUGUAGACUGGUGUUGACGGUGGAUGGUAUAAACCAGUUUACCAGUAUCUUCUGCCUUACAGUUAUGAGCAUUGACCGCUAUUUAGCAGUGGUCCAUCCAAUCAAAUCAACCAAGUGGAGGAGACCCCGAGUGGCAAAACUUAUCAGUGCCACAGUGUGGACAUUUUCUUUUCUGGUUGUGCUACCAGUUGUCAUCUUCUCAGAUGUCCAACAAGACUUCCACACGUGCAACAUCAACUGGCCCGAGCCGGUGAAUAUUUGGUCUACGGCAUUCAUAAUCUACACCUCUGUUUUGGGCUUCUUUGGACCUUUACUGGUGAUUUGCCUUUGCUACCUUUUGAUCGUCAUCAAGGUGAAGUCUUCAGGCCUUCGCGUGGGAUCCACCAGACGUAGAAGAUCAGAACGUAAAGUCACAAGAAUGGUGGUCAUCAUCGUGGCGGUUUUUGUGUUUUGUUGGCUUCCCUUCUACAUAUUAAACAUAGUCAACCUAACAUUUUUUGUCCCGGAGGAACCGGCAUACGUUGGCGUUUACUUCUUUGUGGUUAUCCUGUCCUACGCCAACAGUUGCGCCAACCCAAUCCUCUACGGCUUCCUGUCGGACAAUUUCAAGCAGAGCUUUCAGAAGGUUCUCUGCUUUCGUAAAAGCAAUGGCAUCAAGGAUGCCGACCUGACGGAAAAUAGGCAAGAGAAGAGCAGUCGAAUGCAGGAGACCAUGCUCACCUCAAGGAACUCUGAAUUCAACGGACACAUGCAAACAAGCAAAGUGUGAGACCUCGGACCCUUCAACCUUUACGAUGAAUGUAUAUAGGCACAUGAGCACUUGAGGCCGAUAAAUAUGGAUUUUCAUGGAGUAGAAUCCAGAUCCUGAGGGAGAUUUGUCUUGGAAUCUACUUGUUUUCUAUUCAUCACUGGUGACGGCAGUAUUUCUAUAAAUGUCAUGUCUGAUUCUACCAGUCCAUAAUGACGUUUUUCUCUCGCCUUCUAUGCAUUAUUCCCCCCCGAUCCCUCCACCACCAGCACCCUAGAACAAUUUUCCGAGGGGUCUAUUGAAAUUGAUGCUAUCUUCUGUCUGCAAUGUAUCUGGUUCAUGGUCAGAUUAAAAACACCCGUGAAGUGGCUGCUGCAUUGUAAUGUAAACACAUGUCGCAUUUCCAUAAUAAUGUGCGCUAUGUAUGACUGAAUCUUACCAGGACUUAAUCACUAUUCAUGCCAGAGGGACAGGUAAUGCACAGUGACGGAUGGCAUACGAGAGAUUGAAACCCACUAUUAUUCUCACUUUCCAUCAGGUCCGCCUCGGCUCUCCGCAAUCACAUUACUCCUUAAUGUAGAUGGUUGGGGGGGGGGGGGGGGGAGAUGGUGGGUUUCUUUGUGUUUUAGGAAAUAUUUCACGUCUAUGCAUGUUUUUUUUGUUUUUUUACCUUGCUUGUUUACAUAUAGCAUUUUCUUCUUGGCAACCCUGCUAGAAGUUUCUUAAAGGGGUACUCCGGUGGAAAAAAAAAAUUUCAAAUCAAUUGGUUCCAGAAUGUUAAACGGAUUUGUAAAUUACUU
Hyla sarda is the source of this 2077-nucleotide messenger RNA. RefSeq names its product somatostatin receptor 5 (gene SSTR5). Gene Ontology annotation, cellular component: neuron projection; membrane. Bases 189 to 1298 code for a protein of 369 amino acids. The transcript is spliced from 2 exons. NCBI's taxonomy places the organism in Eukaryota, Metazoa, Chordata, Amphibia, Anura, Hylidae. Gene Ontology annotation, molecular function: somatostatin receptor activity; neuropeptide binding. Gene Ontology annotation, biological process: neuropeptide signaling pathway; regulation of insulin secretion; cellular response to glucocorticoid stimulus. The record is from RefSeq and is a predicted model, not a curated record.